This is a messenger RNA of Drosophila takahashii, 5062 nucleotides long. It is a transcript of the gene disco-r, whose product is annotated as disco-related basonuclin zinc finger protein. Gene Ontology annotation, cellular component: nucleus. The record is from RefSeq and is a predicted model, not a curated record. Gene Ontology annotation, biological process: regulation of DNA-templated transcription. Lineage: Eukaryota; Metazoa; Arthropoda; Insecta; Diptera; Drosophilidae.
CUUUUAUUAGAACGAGAGAGAGAGAGUGUGUGGGGCGGAGGGAAGGGGGGCGAGUAGCCGAAUGGGUUUUUGAUUGUGUGUCGUGUGCGCGCGGGUGUCUCUGUGUGUGUGUGGGUGUCCCUCUAUCUCUCUGUGUGUGGGUGUGCUGGUUUGUUUGUGUCGCAGCGAGUGCGAAUACGAGUGCGAGCGAGAUAGCCACACACACCGCACACUGCAUGUGCAUAGGGGGCGUGCGAGCGAGAGGGACGGGGCGUGCGAGAGGCGAGAACGAGAGUGCAAAGUGCAUGGAAAAGUUUUUGGCCAGCGAAAAAUGGCGACACAUCGGGUCGCAAAGUCGCCAAAUCGUCGUCGCAGCGACGACGCCAACGACGACGUCCAAAAAGCAGCGCCAAUUUUCGCGUCGUUGUCGCCCGAUUUUAUAACCGUUUUCAAAAGCGGCGGCACUGCGACCUCCGCCUGUCGUCCGUCCUCUUCGCACGGCAAAAAGAAACGAGUGAAAGAGACAGAUAGAUAAAAAACAAGAACUUAUCCUUAAAACUUAAACCUUAAACCCUUUAUUUAAAAAAAAGAAGCCAUUACCAAUACCAAAACUCAGUGCCGGUUAUUAAAUAAUAUCAAAUACCAACUGUCCACUUUAUUUUAGCCAAUUUCAAUAUGAACAAAACAAUAUAAAAGAAAUUAAUAAAUAAAAAUUCAAAAUUUAUAAAUAAAAACUAAAAAUAAAAAAAAAUUAUCAACAAAAAUAAAAAAGAACGAGCCAAACAAACAAAAAAUUCUCGUGCACACGCACGUGGGUUGUUGCAUGUGUGUGCGUGUGUGCUAUGUGCUAGUGUGUGUGUGUGUGAGCAACUAAAACAGCAUCUACCAAAUGCACUAAAGCAACUGCAUCAACAACAACAGCAACCAAAACACCAACAACAACGCACCGACAACAACAACGCACACCAACGCAAAAGAAAAUAAUAAUAUAAAGCAAAUCGAAUCGACGGGGAAACCUAAAUGCCGCAUCUAGUCUAAUGUAUCGUCAGAAGAAUAAGAAGUCUACAGAUUAACUGUUGUUCCUAAGCAACCGCCGCUUGAUGAAUAUUGGCCACGAGAAGCAUCCGCACUUUCAUCCGCAACCGCAUCCGCAGCCGCAUCCGCAUCCUCAGCUGCAGUCGAGCAGUAGUUCUGAACUUCAUCGUUUGGCCGUCGGCGGUUCGGUUAGUCCGUCUACGUUGUUGUACCACCUACCCGCUGCCGCCACCGCAACCGCCUCCUACCUACUGCAAGGUCAUGAGCGGCAUCAGCAGCAGCAGCAGCACCACCCACCACCCCACAACCACCAGCAUCAUCAUCCGCAUUCGCAUCCGCAUCCUGGGGAACUACUGCACCUGAGCCCCGAAUCCGUUUCAAUGGUGAUGACCCCCAGCCGUCGCAGUUCGCCGCCCCUGCCGCCGCUGCCCUUAACGACGCAUCAACAUCCACAACAUCCGCACUCGCAUCCGCAUCCACAUCCGCACCUGCCGCUGGCGCUACCGCUGCGCCAUCCACUUACUUUGAAUGCCAACGCCGGCGGCCAGCAGCAGCAGCACUCGCCGUCGUCCCGCUCGCAAUCACAAUCGCCGGCACAAUCGAUGAGCGCCCACUUUUCGCAGCUGGCCCAUGCCCAGCUGCAUUUGCAGAAUCAAUUGCAGCAGAAGCUCUCGUCGGCGGUGGCGGCAAGUAGGAAUAGUAAUAAUAAUAGUAGUGGUGGUGUUGCCGGUUCAGGAUCAGUAACAGGAUCGGGAACAAACACGGAUAAUCCAAUAAACCCGCUGAGUGAUUUGCAGAAUAUGCAACCCUUUGACUUUCGCAAGAUCAGCUCGGCGGCGGCACUGGGCGCCUUUGGUGGUCCACUAACGCUGCCGCCGAGUCCCACGGAAUUCGGGGGGCAUCAUCAUCAUCACAGUCACCAUCACAGUCAACAGCAGCACCAUUUGCAUCGGAGUAACCAGUUCUUCAAUGCAAUGGCCAUGGCCUAUCACCUGCCACCGCCUCCACCGCCGCCGCCGCCGGAUUCCCGCUCACCACCACCGCCGCAGUCUUCGUCGUCGUCGGCUGCCCAGUAUCCGCAUUCGCAUCCGCAUCAAACGGGCUCCAGUUCGGGUUCGGGCUCAUCGGGAUCGAUUGAAGAGUCUUCGGGGGGAAAGCAGCAGGGCCAAAGAGGCAGCGGCGAUAAGGGAGGAGGAGGAGCUUCCGCAUCCAAUUCUGGAGUCAGUUCGCAGCGAAUGACCCGCCUGGCCUUGUCCUCAUCGAAUAUGCGGGCCAGCAGGAAGGCUCACUCCCCAGGAGGAGGAGGAGGAGGCAAUGGAGGAUCAUCUGGAGGAGGAGGAUCAUCCGGAGGCGGCAAGCGGCAAUGGGGCUCCAUGCCCGCCAAUCUGGGCACCCAGUUCAUCAAUCCGGUGACCGGGAAAAAGCGGGUACAGUGCAAUGUCUGUCUGAAGACCUUUUGCGACAAGGGCGCCCUCAAGAUUCACUUUUCGGCCGUCCACCUGCGAGAGAUGCACAAGUGCACCGUGGAUGGUUGCAGCAUGAUGUUUAGCUCGAGGCGAUCGAGAAAUCGCCAUAGCGCCAAUCCGAAUCCCAAGCUCCAUUCGCCGCAUCUGCGACGCAAGAUCUCGCCGCACGACGGCCGGAGUGCCCAGCCGCAUCCGCUAUUGCUCCAGGCGCCCAAUGGUCUGAUGGCUGGAUUAGCGCCCUUUGGCAGCUUUCCGCUGUUGACGCCACCGCCGGAUCUGCGGCAUCAUGCCAUGGGUGGCGGUGGCGGAAGCGGCGGAGGAGGAGCCCUGGAGAUGAAGCACGGUCAGGAUUAUCUGCAGAGAUCCUACUUGGAUGCCGGACGAUUCGAGGGACAGCGACGCAAGCUGACGCUGGAGAACAACGAGCACACGGAGGACGAGGACGACGACGAGAUCCUCGAGGUUGGCAUCCACAUGGCCGGUGAUGAUGACGACGACGAGGCUGACGGCGAUGAGGACGAGGAUGACGAUGAUCCCGAUGGCAUCGUUGUGGUUGGCGAUGAGCUAGAUAGCCUUCCGCUCGACCAUGACAACGAUAACGAUAAUGAUAACGAUAAUGAUAAUGAGAACGAUGAGAGCGACGAGCGCUCCACAUCGGCGGUUUCCAGCCUGAGUCAAACCAAAGAGCAAUCCGGAAGUCCCGGCAAGGUCGUUCGAUCGUCGGCCGGCCUUGAGGAGUGCCACACAUAUGCCCACUCACAGUCCCACCACCCCCAUUUGCAUGCCCAUGCCCACGCCCAUGUCCUCGCCCAAAUGGCGGCUGCCAAUAAACGGAAACGCAAGAGCCAAAAUCCCGUACGAUGUCCAGUCCAAUCGGAUGAGAAUUCCGGUGAAAAUUCCAUCGAUUACGAUGUGGCCGCCGAUCUGUCGAUUAAGAAGGUGCGUCUGCCAGCGGCAGCGGCACCACCAGCAGCAGCACCAGCACCACCAACGUCAUCAUCAUCAUCUGCAUCAUCCGCCAAAGAAACAGAGGUGGGCGAGUCCACCAAGUCGAUACCGUCGCCACCGCUAACGCCCUACGCUGAUCUCAGGCCUCACCAGGUGGUGGUGGGUCUCUGCAGCAUCAAGAGGGAGGAGGAUCAGGAGGAGCAGGAUCCUGAACCUGAACCGGAACCGGAAAUGAAAGUGGAAAGGGCCGAGGAGGAGGCACAAGAGGAGCAGCUGAACAAAGAGGAUCCUCCUCCACCCAUAGACAACACCACUUUGGACCUUUCGCGUGCGGCGGCUGCCAUCAAAUUGGAGCCUUUGGAGGAUCUGAACUACGAGGCGGACGAGAAUCGCUAUGUGCGCAUCAAGCAGGAGCUGAUGGGUAAUACUACUACCAACGAAGAUGAUGAGUCCUCUAGCGACAAGACGACGACGACGACGACGACUGCCAAUCACAAUAAUAAUAAUAAUAACAAAAGUAUGAAGAACAAUGGUUUGGAUGCCGAAACGGAAACGGAUCAUGAACCGGAAGCAGAGGUCGAAACCGAAACAGAAGUUCUGCCCAUCGAGGUGCCCAUCGAUAAGGAGAAUCCCCUGAAAUGCACCGCCUGCGGUGAUAUAUUCCAAAAUCAUUUUCAUUUAAAAACCCAUCACCAGAGCGUCCACCUAAAGUUGCAUCACAAGUGCAAUAUCGAUGGCUGCAAUGCGGCCUUCCCGUCGAAACGCAGUCGCGAUCGUCACAGUUCGAAUCUCAAUUUGCAUCGUAAGCUUCUGUCGACCAGUGAUGAUGAUAAUGGUGGUGGUGGUGGUCAUGGGCUGCUCCAUUCGGCUGCUAACCUCGUAAUGCCCACGGAUCCGCUGCUCGAGCUGAUGAGUCUUAAUUUGAAUAACAACAAGAGUGGAGGAGGUGUAUUUCAAACUGGCAAUGUCAAUCAUCCGGCGGCGGUGGGCAGCAUCCAGGCGGAGAUCCUCGCACGCAUUUGUGCCGGCGCCCAUGCCCAUGGCUUGAAUGUACCCCUUUGCUUUGAGGCCUUGCAGCAUCGCUUCGCCUAUCCGCUGGUUGGUGGCACUGAUGGAUCCUCUGCUGCCGCACCACCACCCAAUCCCCGCCUGCUGCAUGGUGGUGGUGGUGGCCAUGGCAUGUUUGCCGGUUUGCCGCGAAUGCCACGUUUUCCCCAACUGACGUCACAUAUGCUGGCCGCCGCAGGAAAUCAUCCAGCGAUUGGACUGGGCGGAGGACUUGGACCCUUUUGCACAAGACGCACUUCCUCCGAUUCAAAUUCACAGCACUCGAUCACGCCACCGCCACCGAAGAGAUCGCAAUCCCGAUCGCAAUCUAGAUCACCGGAUCACUGUAACGUACAUCCCGGACAUUCUGGACAUCCAGGACACCCAGGAGUUCAUCAUCCCGUCGAGGAGGAGGCUAAGGCGAACCAGCGGCAAAGCCCCGAUCGCAUAUCAUGACCAUGUACCUCGUACUAUGCCAAGGCGUUGGCAUUUUAUCACUGAAGAGAGAGAGAGAGAGAGAGAGAGCUGAGAGAGAAGAGGAGGGCCCUCAGAAGUCAGAUAUGCAGGAUAUACGGAUUAGGAUAUAU